This is a messenger RNA of Daldinia loculata, 1518 nucleotides long. Its product is annotated as kinase-like protein. Gene Ontology annotation, biological process: regulation of mRNA processing; spliceosomal complex assembly; protein phosphorylation. Bases 118 to 1470 code for a protein of 450 amino acids. Gene Ontology annotation, molecular function: ATP binding; protein kinase activity. The record is from RefSeq and is a predicted model, not a curated record. NCBI's taxonomy places the organism in Eukaryota, Fungi, Ascomycota, Sordariomycetes, Xylariales, Hypoxylaceae. The transcript is spliced from 2 exons.
CGAACGUUAAACUUCUAGGUACUUAUUACACAACUCUAAACAGCACAAGUAAAAAUAAUUAUUCUACUCCAUCUCAAAUCUCAAAUUUCAAGUAAUUAAUUGGAGGCACAACUCAAGAUGAACAGAAUUAUUCCCUCGUUGCUCCCACCAAAUCAAUUUGGUCGGGUCAGAUUCUCCACUUAUCGCAGUCUUCAUCACGGGUUUACUCAUCUUCUCAAGUACCAAUUCAUCGACGAAGUAGAACCUCUUUGGGUGUACCAACCUGGAGGUUUUCACCCUGUUCAUAUCGGUGACCAAUUCCAUAACCGGUAUCGAGUAGUUGAAAAACUUGGGUUCGGGGACUCUUCGACUGUUUGGCUUGCACGCGAUAAUGAGAUAAAUAAGCUCGUCGCAAUCAAGGUUAGCAAUUGUGGCCGCAAUCUAAAGGAGACAGAUAUAUUAUCAGCUCUGAGAAAUGCUAUCGGAAGCGGCGAGAACCAACGAAACAGCUUCUUUCCUCCGGUCCUUGAUCGCUUCGAAGUACGAGGUGUUAAUGGCGUCCAUUCGUGUUACGUGACGGAGCCAGCUAUGAUCGAUCUAGAAAACUUCAAGAGUUCACCCCUGUACGGAUUCGAACUAGACGUUGCUCGCGUCUUAGUUGCACAGAUGGCACUAUCUAUGGCGGCGAUGCAUAGCCAGGGCUAUGUCCAUGGGAAUUUUCAUCUAGGGAAUGUUCUUCUAAGAUUUCCCUCGUCCGCAUUUCGGGAUCUAUCAGAUCAACAAUUAUAUGAUAAAUACGGAGAACCGUCUUGCGAACCUAUUACUCCUAUUGAAGGCGUAAAGCGACCACCGAACCUCCCUUCUUAUGGUGUGGUACCCGCUUGGUUUGGCGGCAAGGAAGAUCAAACAGUUUCCAUGCAAGACGCAAGAAUCUGGAUAGUCGAUCUAGGUGACGCUUUUGCUCCCCCCGCAGACCCUGAAGGUGUUUCGAGCGGCUGUUUCGAGUACAUGGCACCGGAAUUCUUAUUCAGUCCAGAGAACAGCAAACUUUCGUUUUCGUCUGAUAUAUUCUCCCUUGGUGUUUGUAUGUGGAAUCUCCUUAGCGAGAGAAACCUGUUCGUUAGCUUCCUUGGAAUCGACGACGAAAUUAUGGCGGAUCAUGUUGAUCUCUUUGGACCGAGCGGCAUGCCGAGCUCUUGGUGGGAUAAAUGGGAAAGACGCUCGGAAUAUUAUACAGAGACACGCGAUUCAGUACCCGACUAUGCUAAGGAUGUUCAAUCGUGGGAUUUUAUGUUUAAGGAAUGCAUACAGGACGUACGGGAAGAAAAAAAAUAUCAACAAGUCUCACCCGAAGAAAAAGAAGCCAUCUACGACAUGCUCCGACCUAUGCUUGCUCUUAACCCGGAUGAUCGAUGCACGGCGGCGCAAGUCCUCGAGUCGAAGUGGAUGACACAAUGGGUCUUACCUGAAUAUCAAAAGCUAAAGAAGUAAGACAUAGCAUAUCAAAGUCAGGAAUACCUAUUCAGAUGAAUAAAGUCC